This is a messenger RNA of Myxocyprinus asiaticus (Chinese sucker), 3929 nucleotides long. RefSeq names its product septin-7-like. Gene Ontology annotation, molecular function: GTP binding; molecular adaptor activity; GTPase activity. Gene Ontology annotation, biological process: cilium assembly; cytoskeleton-dependent cytokinesis. NCBI's taxonomy places the organism in Eukaryota, Metazoa, Chordata, Actinopteri, Cypriniformes, Catostomidae. Bases 239 to 1528 code for a protein of 429 amino acids. Gene Ontology annotation, cellular component: septin ring; microtubule cytoskeleton; cell division site. The transcript is spliced from 13 exons. The record is from RefSeq and is a predicted model, not a curated record.
GGAGGAGGACAAUCGCCUUUCAUGCUCGCGACGUAAGAUUUUUCACCCGGCCGAUGCUCGCGUGCGGGGUUUUGUUCUAUUUCAUUAAUAUUAGCUAGGUCAGAAUCACUCAGAAUCAGUUGCAUUGAAAUCAAGUCCAGGGUUCAUCAACUCUUUUGCACUUGACCGUUUUGGAGUCGACUCAUCUUUUUUAUGCCUGAUCUGUUCGGAUUCAGAGUGGGUGUUGUCACAGCACAAUAUGAUCGAGAGACCCGACUCAGCUAUUUCCAGCGUUGCACAGAGGAAUCUGGAGGGUUAUGUCGGAUUCGCCAACCUUCCCAACCAGGUGUAUAGGAAGUCCGUGAAGAGGGGGUUCGAGUUUACGCUCAUGGUUGUUGGUGAAUCUGGACUGGGCAAAUCCACACUUAUCAAUUCCCUAUUUCUGACUGACCUGUACUCCAAAGACUAUCCCGGCCCAUCUCAGAGGAUUAAGAAGACUGUUCAGGUGGAACAGUCCAAAGUACUGAUAAAGGAGGGGGGUGUUCAGCUCACGCUCACCAUCGUAGACACACCAGGCUUUGGAGAUGCGGUGGAUAACAGCAACUGUUGGCAGCCCGUCAUCAACUACAUCGACAGUAAGUUUGAAGAUUUCCUGAAUGCAGAAUCCCGUGUAAACAGAAGGCAAAUGCCAGACAACAGAGUUCACUGCUGCUUGUACUUCAUUGCCCCCUCUGGCCAUGGACUGAAGCCUCUGGAUAUCGAGUUCAUGAAGCGUCUACACGACAAAGUCAACGUCAUCCCCCUCAUCGCCAAAGCAGACACGCUCACACCAGAGGAGUGCCAACUUUUCAAGAAGCAGAUUAUGAAGGAGAUCCAGGAGCACAAAAUCAAGAUCUAUGAGUUUCCAGACACAGAAGACGAUGAGGACAGCAAACUUAUUCACAAAAUAAAGGAGAAGAUGCCUCUGGCUGUGGUCGGUAGCAACGUGGUGAUCGAAGUUAACGGCAGGAAGGUCAGAGGGCGCCAAUACCCCUGGGGCGUGGCAGAAGUGGAGAAUGGUGAACACUGUGACUUCACAGUCCUGAGGAAUAUGCUCAUCAGGACUCACAUGCAGGAUCUGAAGGACGUGACUAAUAACGUUCACUAUGAAAACUACCGCAGCAAGAAACUUGCAGCCGUCACCUGCAACGGGGUCGAUGCCACCAAGAACAAGGGCCAGCUGACAAAGAGUCCACUGGCUCAGAUGGAGGAGGAGAGGAGGGAGCAUGUGAUGAAGAUGAAGAAGAUGGAGACUGAGAUGGAGCAGGUCUUUGAAAUGAAGGUCAAAGAGAAGAAGCAAAAACUGAAGGACUCUGAAGCAGAGUUGGAGCGACGUCAUGAACAGAUGAAGAAGAAUCUAGAAGCCCAGUAUAAAGAGCUAGAUGAGAAGAGACGCCAGUUUGAAGAGGAAAAAGCCAACUGGGAGACCCAGCAACGCAUCCUGGAGCAGCAGAAACUGGAUGCGUCAAAGACAAUGGAAAAGAACAAGAAAAAAGGAAAAAUCUUUUAAAGAAGCCAAGACACUCUGUUCCUUUUAUUAACACCAGAAACUCCUUUUUGCAUCAGAGACGCUCACAUGUUCUAUGACCUCGCGAGAAACAAAUGCACACACAUUAUGGCACACGCUUUAAACAUUCCAUUGCAACAUUCCAAACACAUAAAGCAUGCGUAAUGUAUAACUUUUUGUACACUCCAUUAGUUUCCGCUGCCUCGCUUCAUAAACCUUGGUUUGUCGAAGACCACACAAAACUGUAGUGCCCUCCUCUGGUUUGACUGCAGUAUUGACUGUAGUGUGAAUACAGAGCCCAUGUUCUUAAGCUGCUGAUUACGAGGAGGGUAUUUACAAAGUUUCCUUUGAGCUUUAGAUGGGGUUAAUUCCAAGAAAGUUUGACAGAUCGAGUUUUCUGUUGCUUGUUCUGAGGUUUGUUGCACACGUACAUUUUCAACUCUGUUGACCACAUUCACACACACACACACACACACCUCAAUCUUUUAAGAGGGUCACAUGUAAGUUUUGUAAAAGUGUGAGAGAAGUUGAAUGUAUGGAUGAUUUAUGGUCUGUGAUACUGUAUGCUUGAGAAGGAUUCUAGAAGUUUCUGAGGGUGUCUGAGUGUGUGUGCUAUAAUGUUAUGUGUUUUGUGGGGGUCAUAGACAUUGAAGAUCCGUUUUAACAUUAUUGCACAGCUAAAUUAUAAUUUUUUCCCCAUGUUUUUAAACCCAUUUGCUGGCUGUGUACAUAGAUAAUUGUGUCCCUACCAUAGGUGGUGUUAUACAAAAUGGCAUAGGUGUCAACAUUAAUAACAAUAAUCUUUUUAUAUAUAUAUAUAUAUAUAUGGAUGGUUAUAAAAUAAUUUCAAUAAUAUUGUGGAAUGUUCUUAUACAAGUUGCUGGAACAUUCUGCCUUAAAAAAUUGCAGCCUGUUUCGGCAAUUCUGUCUGCUCAUGUUUUUGUUUUGUUUUUUUAUUCCUGGUGUGUUUGUUUUUAUUAUUAUUAUUAUUAUUAUUGUGAAGAGAUUGUCAAAAAUGUCCAUUUCCAAGCUGAUCUGAAACCAGUUUUGGUUUGUUUCAUAUAAUGGUUGGGACUUAGACUUCUACCAGUAUAGCAGGUUGUAGAUCAGAGGGAUAUUUCACCCAAAAAUUUCACCCAAACUCACUCUUAUGUUGUUCCAAACCUGUUUGACUUUCUUCCGUGGAACAAAAAAUGAAAUUUUGGGUUGAAUGACAGCCUCAUUCACUUUUCAUAGCAUCCUUUUUCCAUACAGUGGAAGUCAACAGAUUUGCAACAGCAUGAGGUUGAGUACAUGAUGAAAGAGUUUUUAUUUUUGGGUGAAGUAUUCCUUUAACUUAAAUGAGUUUUGUAAUCUACACCGAUAUUAUUUUAGAGAUGUUAUUUUUUCCACAUCUACCCAGACAUCAAGACAGCCUGAACUUGGACCCUUUUUAAUAAACUCACUCUAUAUUCCAUACAUGUUCAUGAGAAUCUAAGUCUCUUUGUUUUCGUAGGAUAGUUAGAUUGAUAGAAUGCAGGCUUUGGGUCUAUUAUAUGCCAAACAGUGAAGUCAAGUUUGCGAUUUGAUGCCAAGCAAGCGUCACAUUCUCACUAGCUUGCAUCUAUUAGCAACGGACCAGCCAGUGCACAAAACACUCAACCUACCCAUUGCAAACGGCAGCCAAGAGUCUUUCUAUGCCUCAUACUACAUUUAUUUUGCAAGUUUGUCAUUAUGCAAGUUAAAACACUCAGUUCUUCCUGUUGUAGAUUGCUAAGCCACACAGAUGCUCUGAACUCUUUGUAUAAUUUGAGAUUUUUAGUUUGAAACCGUAUUCAGAGAGGGAACAGAAAGAAUCCAUACAUUUUUUUUUAACCACUCUACGCCUCUUUUUAACAGUAGACUUGAACAUGGCUCUCUAGAUGUUUUUAUUUUUUUUUUAUUUUUUUUUUUUUAUUAUUAUUAUUUGUAUAUGUAUACGGUUUUCAAUUUUCAGUUGUUUUUUCUUUAUGAUAUCGAUGUCUGUUAUUCUUUCAGCCUAACUGUUCAUUAUUAAACAUGAGAUGUUAUGCUAAAUCCAAAGUCAUGUGGUCUUUCCCUUUCAGUAUUUAUGCUAAGAUGCACACAUUCAAGACACCGCAUAAUUUCCAUGCAUUUUAAUAAUCAUUAGCAUUCUCUUACAAUUCAGCACAGAUUUAGUACAAAAGGAAAGUUUUAAAACUUAAAAGAUUGUGUUUAACAAUGUAUUGCAAUGUUUUUGUGAAAACUAUCAAAAAUACAUUUCAUAAGAAUGAACAGCUGUAUUAAGCGUUGAAUGGCAUGAUUCAGGUGUUGCAUUUUCAAUGGCAGGAGCUCUCACUAAAUUAUCUUCUUUAGCCAAGGCGCAUCUGGUUGCACACAAAAUUCACCCCUCUGUGUUGAAACC